CAUGUUUCUCCUCACCACUUCUACGCGCUUAACAUUGGGCACAAUCGUUCCAACAUGCUCGAAACGAGCCCUCAGUCAAUAUAUGAGCCAUAGUGCCUCAGAAAACUCGUCACCGAACCUUUCUUCGCGAGAUUCUCCGCAGCAAGACAUCGCACUUGAAAAACCGUCCUUCGAAACUAUUGGCCUUCCAAUACCCGUGGUGAAGGCUCUUCAUGCGGCAUACCCAGAUAUUCGACUCCCCAGCAACAUGCAAAGAAAGUUUAUAACAUCUCUGCUAAAUAAUGAAGACAUUAUGUACCAAGACUUCACUGGGACUGGAAAGUCAUUCGCUUUGAUGCUUGGUCUCCUAAGUAAAUCACGGAGAGUCAAGGUUGAGCGAAAAGAUGGAGCAGAACACUCUGAACGGUGUAUCACGACGCUGGUCAUUGUACCACAUCGUGACCUAGCGAUUCAAUACCUUCGGUGGAUUCAUCGUUUUGUAUCGCGUACGACUCCUCCCGCCUCACUGGAUCGCAUUGCACAAGUUCUUGUUCGAGGCAAUCGCAGCGCUGGGGAACUAGCUCAAUCUCCCGAAGUGGUUGAUUGCAUUCUAACUCCUCAAACCGAAAGCAUGAAUAAACUGGCCGAGACGCCUCCCCACAUUCUUAUUGGCACCGCCACAGCACUCGUCGACGUCUUGCACUCACAGCCUGCUCUCUUGCGGCUAUCAACCCUAUCCGCCGUUGUGGCAGACGAGGUUGAUUACAUGUUAGAUUGGGUCCCAUCAAAAAAGAAUAAGCACAAAUAUAGCAAACUCCUACAGAAGAUAGAUCGCAGACCCGGGCCUCUCAAAGUGCUCUUGGACACUAUGUACACUCCACGCGAGGGACCUCGAGAAAUUCGCAAGAGUCUUCUUAAAAAAGGACUUGCGCCCGCACAACGUCCCCAACUUGUUGUCAUCAGUGCAACGAUGCGCAACAGGCUCAAAACUGCAUUCUUUGGUGCAUUUGGCUGGUUCAGGCGCGGCAAGACCACCAAACUAUCUAAGAAUCACCAGAGGGUCAACCCUCGCCCUGGGUACGGGUUCAAUCCCGAUGUUACACAUCACGUUCUGCUCGUAAGACAAGAUGGGACGGCUACCAACGUGCCAGGGUCUGUUACUUUGGAUGUGGACAAUUCCUCGGUACUUGAUGAACCAAUUGUGGAUCCAGACGCUGACGACAUGCCAUUCGAUGAGGAUGAACAUGAGUUGGAGUUCUCAGAUACAUCACACAAAAAGCUCAUUGAUCGACCACCAACAUAUAAACCUCACUUGCUAGAAUGUAUCGCCGUAACUUUCGCGAUGGACGUUCCUCAGAGGGCCCUCCUCAUCUUGCCCUCCGAUGGCUCAGUAGACCGUGCAAUUCUGGACUUACGCGCACUAGGCGUCAAUGCCUUCGGUCUCGAUCUACUAAAAGACGAACAGUUCUCGUCGAGGCUUGCAGAAGGUAGCGAGGGCUUCCACUCGGAGCCUACAUUGCUGGUGUCGACUGUGGCAACUACCCGCGGGAUCGACUUUCCCUCACUCAGCCACGUUUUCAUACUGGGCUUGCCUGCGGAACCUCGAAGCGACACAUAUUUGCACCUUGGCGGGCGGGUGGGGCGUUUCGGCCAGAAAGGCAAGGUCAUCACUGUUUUGGAACAAGGCGAGGAACCGAUAGACGACAAGACACCAGUGAAUGACGAGGCAGCCAAAAUGAAGAGGAUGCUGAAGUCCAUCAAGAUAAUCCCUGCAAAGCUGGAGCGCUUUGAUUGAGCCGGACUAGCUUAAGAAGCAUCGGCACAUCUUAGCCCAAGGACCACUGAAGAUAUACCAUAACUAACAUGAAACUAAUGUACGCAGCUUUUCUGUCGUCGGCUACAUAAAUAGACCCAGUGCUGGUGCACGUAUCUCGAUCGGACUAGGUACCGGUGCGGGUAUCGCAGUGUAACUACGCCAGUACACUUGGCGCUACAAGCCCUGUUGAUGCAACAGACAUAGGUUUUGCGGGAUGCAAGUCAG
This is a messenger RNA of Coniophora puteana RWD-64-598 SS2, 2020 nucleotides long. RefSeq names its product P-loop containing nucleoside triphosphate hydrolase protein. Gene Ontology annotation, molecular function: RNA binding; ATP binding; RNA helicase activity. The record is from RefSeq and is a predicted model, not a curated record. The transcript is spliced from 3 exons. NCBI's taxonomy places the organism in Eukaryota, Fungi, Basidiomycota, Agaricomycetes, Boletales, Coniophoraceae. The annotation marks the transcript as partial.